Aspergillus puulaauensis is the source of this 1479-nucleotide messenger RNA. RefSeq names its product integral membrane protein TmpA. Gene Ontology annotation, biological process: sexual sporulation resulting in formation of a cellular spore; conidium formation; regulation of conidium formation. The record is from RefSeq and is a predicted model, not a curated record. The transcript has a single exon. NCBI's taxonomy places the organism in Eukaryota, Fungi, Ascomycota, Eurotiomycetes, Eurotiales, Aspergillaceae. The coding region runs from base 1 to 1479 and encodes 492 amino acids.
AUGUCUCAAGUUGAAGAGACCAAGGAGGUCAUCGUCUCGAGACCUCCAACAGCCGUGUGCGCCCCAGAGAGCCCAAGCGAAGCCAGCUUCGUAGACAUCGAGAAGUGCAUCAUCAAAGAUGUCUCCGAGUUGAUGAUAAAGGACGAAUACUGCUAUGACCUUGAGGCACAAAGCACCAAGAGGAAAGUGAUUGCACCGAUUCGGUAUACAUUCCUCAACAUCUACCGUCGGCUCUUCACUCUUGUCUUCCUGGCCAACAUCGGAGUCUUCAUCUAUGUGCUGAUUGCACGUCGGAAACUUCUCGCGCUCAUCAAUGCUGCGGCAGCCAAUCUGCUUGCAUGCGGUCUUGCGAGACAGCCUCUGGUCGUGAACACCAUCUUCUUCACAGUAUGCUCGAUACCAAGGUCCGCACCCCUGUGGAUGCGCCGCAUAGCAUCCAAGGUGUACCAUUAUGGCGGCGUACAUAGCGGAUGUGGUGUUGCCUCCCUCGUCUGGUACCUGGGCUUCGUCGGCCAGUUCUCUCGAGAGUACUUCUCUCCCGGCACAGGCAUCACAACUCCAUUCUCGGUGGCGCCAAUCAUCCUCACAUACAUCAUUAUGGCCCUGCUGCUCGCAAUCAUAAUCGUCGCCUACCCAGGCUUCCGAUUCAAGCGGCACGACUACUUCGAACUCACCCACCGCUUCUCCGGCUGGCUGGUCAUAGCACUCUUCGUCGUUCUCCUCAUGGUCUUCGUCCAUGAGUUCUCCGCCGCCGAAGGCACACCCAUGGGCCGCUUCCUGAUCGAGCUCCCAGCCUUCUGGUUCCUCAUGGUUGUCGUCGCAGCAAUCAUCCAGCCCUGGCUACUCCUCCGCAAGGUCAAGGUCACGCCCGAAUACCUCUCUCCACACGCCACCCGCCUCCAUUUCUAUCACACAACAACCACCUUCGGCAAGGGCAUCCAGCUCUCCAAGCACCCACUCCGCGACUGGCACUCCUUCGCAACAUUCCCAGACGCCGAUCGAGACGGCAAGAGCUUCUCCAGCGUCGUCUCCAAAGCAGGUGACUGGACCUCCGCGUGUAUAAAAGAGCAACCAACCGCCCUCUGGAAGCGCGGCGUGCUCAUGUACGGUUUCGCAUACGCAAUGCGGGUAUACAAGCGCGUGGUAGUCGUGACAACUGGAUCCGGCAUGGGUCCCUGCCUCUCCUUCCUCGGCGACGACAACCGGCCCAGCCUCCGCGUCAUCUGGCAGACGAGAGCACCCAAGCGGACCUACGGCAAGGGGGUGCUGAAUCUGGUUGGCAUGAUGGAUCCGAACCCUGUGAUUAUCGAUACAAAUUCAUCCGGCCGCCUCGACAUGAUUCCCGUUAUUCGGCAGAUCGCGCGCGAGCACGACGCAGAGGCGAUCUGUGUCGUCAGUAAUCCGUUUGUGACGAAGAAGGUGGUCUUCGAGCUUGAGUCGAUGGGGAUACCGGCGUAUGGACCGAUUUUUGAUUCAUGA